UAGAGACCCAUUAUUACAGGGUCUGUAGCCCCAAAAAUGCAAGAGACAACAAAUUAAAUCCAUGUACUCGUUCAAUCCCAGAUCAAAUUUAUUGAGAAGAAAGAUAAGUAUAUGAAUCUGAUUAGAUUGGCCGCACAAAGCACUCAGAUCUUUCUAUUUCACAAUCCCAAUACUUCCCCACCUGGAUCUCCCAUCGGGUACUCCAUCAAAUUUCCCACUGUUUUGUUUUAAUUCAUUACAUUAAUUGGCGGAUCUCUGCCUAUCGUCUACGCUGACCAUUCUCUUUGCCUCUUCGUGACUGACAGUCUUUGCCUCUUCCGCCAUUGCCAACAAGGUGAAGGAACUUAUUGAAGGCACUGUGGUGAAGGUGAAAUUGGCUCAGAAGGAGUUGCUGUGAAGAGGAAAGGAAGAAGAGGGCCGGUAGUUGUGAUUGCAAAGAAGUUCCAAUCUGAUGCGGUAGAAGAAAAGGCUGCAAUCUACUUCCCUUUGAGGAAACUUUUGCCUGCAACAGUACAUGAUUGGAAAAAUGGAUUUGAUGAGGGAAGCUAAAGGCAAUUUGAGCAUGAAAGGUUUUAAAACGAAAUUUAGAUUGGCGAUUGUGAUUAUUAUUGCUUUAUGGAUUGGCCUUGCUGGUCUUUAUGGUUUGUUGAGACCAAUAUCAAAUGGUUGUAUCAUGACCUAUAUGUAUCCGACGUACAUUCCCAUCUCCACUCCGGCAAACAUGUCAUCCACCAAAUAUGGUUUAUACCUGUACCAUGAAGGAUGGAGAAAGAUUGAUUUUAAUGAGCACCUUAAGAAGCUUAAUGGCGUUCCUGUUCUUUUUAUCCCUGGUAAUGGUGGAAGCUACAAACAGGUGAGAUCCAUGGCUGCGGAAUCUGAUAGGGCUUACCAAGGAGGCCCACUUGACCAUAACUUUUACCAAGAAGCUUCCCUAAAUCUUGGAAUGGGAGUAGAUAGUGAUGUUACUGAAACUCCAUUACCCAGUCAAUACAGUUCCAUGCUUGAUUGGUUUGCUGUGGAUCUUGAAGGUGAACAUUCUGCAAUGGAUGGUCGGAUACUUCAAGAACACACAGAAUAUGUAGUAUAUGCCAUUCACAGGAUUUUAGAUCAAUAUAAAGAGUCUCGUGAUGCUCGAUCAAAAGAAGGUUCUGCUGUUUCUGGGAGUUCACCAAAAAGUGUCAUCCUAGUUGGUCAUUCUAUGGGUGGUUUUGUUGCUAGGGCUGCAAUAGUGCACCCUCAUUUGAGGAAGUCUGCAGUUGAAACUGUUUUGACGCUUUCAUCUCCACACCAGUUACCUCCUGUACCGUUGCAGCCAUCCCUUGGUCACUAUUACACACGUGUGAAUCAGGAAUGGAGAAGAGGAUAUGAGAUCCAAACCACACAAAGUGGACGCUAUGUGUCUGAACCUUCACUCUCACAAGUUGCUGUUAUAUCCAUUUCUGGUGGCUAUAAUGAUUACCAGGUGCGAUCAAAGUUGGAGUCCCUUGAUGGCAUUGUCCCAUCUACACAUGGAUUUAUGAUAAGUAGCACAAGUAUGAAGAAUGUGUGGCUGUCAAUGGAGCACCAGGUUAUCUUAUGGUGUAAUCAGCUAGUUGUGCAGGUGUCACACACUCUUCUCAGUUUGAUAGAUGCAAAGACAGGACAACCUUUUCACGAUGUACGAAAAAGACUGGCUAUAUUCACAAAAAUGCUCCACAGUGGAAUUCCGGAGAACUUUGAUUGGUUAAGAGAAUCAUCUGUAUCACAACAGUCUGCGCAUUUGUCUAAUCAAGGAAUACAAGUGCCUGGUGUAUCUGCUUGCCCAGGUAAUAUUUGGAACAAUGAUGGACUUGAAAGAGAUCUUUACAUUCAAACUACUACCAUCACUGUUUUAGCUAUGGAUGGAAGGAGACGAUGGUUGGACAUUCAAAAACUGGGUUCAAAUGGAAGAAAACACUUUGUUUUUGUUACAAAUCUUCUUCCAUGUUCCGGUGUGCGACUGCAUCUCUGGCCAGAGAAGGGAAAUUCAACUUUGGAGUUAUCAACGAAUAAACGUGUUAUUGAAGUCACAUCAAAGAUGGUGCAUAUUCCAUCUGGCCCAGCUCCAAGGCAGGUUGAGCCAGGUAGUCAGACUGAGCAGGCACCUCCAUCUGCUGUACUUUGGUUGGAUCCUAAGAAUAUGCAUGGGUUCAGAUUUCUGACAAUCUCAGUUGCACCUCGCCCGACCAUUUCAGGUAGACCUCCGCCAGCCACUUCUAUGGGAGUUGGACAAUUUUUCGAUCCAAGGGAAGGAGAGAAAGUGUUUUCUUCUCAGUCUCUGAUUCAUUCUAUGUAUUCACAAAAGGAUAUCAAUUUGAAGGAGGAUCAUCCUCUUGCAUUUAACCUCACUUUCUCUAUUAGCUUAGGCCUUCUACCUGUGUUGUUAUCUCUUAGAACAACAGGUUGUGGAAUUAAGACGUCAGAAUUUCCUGUUGAAGAGCAAGGAGACACAGAAACAAGUAGACUUUGUAGGCUCCGCUGUUUCCCACCGUUAGCACUUGCAUGGGAUGCUACAUCUGGUCUCCAUAUAUAUCCAAACUUGCAUUCUGAGACAAUCACGGUUGAUUCAUUUCCAGCACUUUGGACUUCCACUCAAGACACUGAGAGAACAACUGUUUUGUUAUUGGUGGAUCCACAUUGCUCAUACAAAACUAGCCUUGGGGUUUCUAUCACUGCCUCUUCUGGUAGAUUUUUGCUUUUAUAUUUUUCUCAGAUCAGCGGUCUUUCUGUUGCUGUUGUGUUUUUUGCUCUUAUGCGGCAAGCGCGUAGUUGGGAAGUUGAUCUGCCUAUGCCAUCGUUGCUGUCCGCAGUUGAAUCAAAUUUGAUAAUACCAGCGCCAUUUUUAUUCCUCGCCGUUAUGCCCAUAUUUUUCGCUUUACUCUUUUCCUGCCUAUUCUCUCUACAAGUUCCUCCGACGAUAAGCUUCAUUGUCGUCUCAAUACUAUGCUAUGUGUUUGCAAAUGGGGCAGUGAUCAUGAUCAUAUCAAUUUCUCAAUUUGUUUCCCAUAUAGUUGCAUCAGCCCAUGUUUUCAUUAAGAAACGGUGGCAAGCGUGGGAAGGGAGGUUCAGUUUUCCCUUUCUUCAAUGGUUUAUCGAUCUCUCCUCUACUCUAUCAUCUAUUAAGCAGGUGGUAAGGAUUCUGAAAGCCAAUUCACUGCUUAUCACAGCAUUAAUUUCUAUUACACUGGUGUGUUUUGUGCAUCCUGCUCUGGGUCUCUUUGCAUUGCUCCUAUCUCAUGCUGUGUGCUGUCACAACGCUCUCUCUAGUUUUUUUAUGGCUUCAUUUCGCAGUCACAUCCGAAGUAAGGAGCUAUUUGAGUCUGGAAACGGAGAUCUACGUGGUUCUGUUCAAUUUAAUCCCGGGUAUGAUGGUGAGCUCUUUAAUAUGGAUGAGAAAUGCACUAGUAGCCCAGAAUCUCGGGGAAGCUAUGGAGAGACGCAAUUAGAGAUCUUCCACUACUGGCAUGGGUUGCUUGUUUUACAUCUGCUUGCAACACUAAUGUUUGUCCCUUCACUUCUCGCCUGGCUUCAGAGGAUCAGUAUUGGUCAAAAUUUUCCAUGGUUCUGGGAUUCUGUUCUUUGCACUGGUGUCAUCCUGCACGGUAUCGGUGAUUUGAAGCCCGAGUUCAAUUUCUUUCUGUUUCCCGUUCCAGGCAUCCCCUCCCGGAAAGUACGACCGAGCUUUGCAUAUCUUGUUGCUGGAUAUUUUACCUAUCUCACAGCCUUGGCCUUGGCGCCAUACCGAGCAUUUUACCCUAUGGCUGCCAUUGGAGUGGCUUCCUUUGCCUUUAGGAUUAUUCAGAGAAGGAACAGAGAGAAGGGCGAGACCUAUCGUAGCAGCAGAAAGCAUUCACACAGACAUUGACAAUUUUCCUUUUUCUUUUUUCUUUUUAGGAAAAUGUAUCAUUUAAUUGGAUUCGACAUGGUGUUGACCUUGAGAUCAAAAUCCAGAUACGUGCAUAAAUUUUGUAUUGAUUUUUGUUUUCAUUGUUAAAAAGCAUUGAAUGUUCAUUGUCCCAAAAUUUCAGUACUCA
Molecule: messenger RNA, 4052 nt
Organism: Olea europaea var. sylvestris
Lineage: Eukaryota; Viridiplantae; Streptophyta; Magnoliopsida; Lamiales; Oleaceae
Exons: 21
Coding region: 515-3883 (1122 amino acids)
Molecular function (GO): hydrolase activity, acting on ester bonds
Source: RefSeq, a predicted model, not a curated record